Phanerochaete carnosa HHB-10118-sp is the source of this 1837-nucleotide messenger RNA. RefSeq lists its product as uncharacterized. Gene Ontology annotation, biological process: tRNA processing. The record is from RefSeq and is a predicted model, not a curated record. Lineage: Eukaryota; Fungi; Basidiomycota; Agaricomycetes; Polyporales; Phanerochaetaceae. The coding region runs from base 20 to 1651 and encodes 543 amino acids. The transcript has 5 exons. Gene Ontology annotation, molecular function: ligase activity, forming carbon-nitrogen bonds; ATP binding.
UCAACCUUCGCUGUUGUUCAUGCCUUCGUGGCGGGAUAUCCCGCUGCGCUCUUUGCGUCGUGUAACCACAGUAACACCCGCUAAAAAUUGGAAGAAAAUCGCUCCAGCUCCCAUAACAACUGGUGAAUUUUACGAGCAUCUCCAAAAAUGUAUGCCACCGACGGGCUGGAGUGACCGGAUAGUUGUCGCAAACUCCGGAGGUCCCGACUCCGUCUGUUUGCUGCACCUGCUUUCUGCUGUUGUGAAGCAGCGCGGCGGGGGAUCGCUCGCACCCGAGCAAUCAGCGUUUCCCUCCGAUGUUUAUUCAGUGCAUGUUAACCAUAACCUGCAAGCUGCCAAUGCUGCAAUGCAAGACGUCGCUCAGCGCACCGCCCAGAGGCUGGGCGUAGAUCACCGCACAGAGACGAUCCCUUGGGGAACCAGGCCUUUUCCACCCAGGCCUAAGGCAGGCCAACCCUUGGAGGAACUUGCCCGUGAUGCUCGUGGCGCAUAUCUUUUUGCAACCAUGGAAGUGUUGAAUGCGAGAUGCAUAGCUUACGCUCACCAUGCCGACGACCAGGUUGAGACAGCCAUUAUGCGUCUUUCCAAGCAGAGCCAGAUCUGGGGGGCCGCUGGCAUGCAGCGCGUCCGCAGGUGGGGGAUGGGCUCUCUAAGGGAUAUUUCGCCUGCCGGUCCAGCGGGCAUGCUGCACUGGAUCGUUCGCCCAUUGCUUGACGUUUCCAAGGAUAGGAUUCUGGCAACAUGUGAAGCGAACGACUUGGAAUACGUGGUCGAUCCCACCAACUUCCAGCCGGAUAUUACUCUCAGGAAUUCUAUUCGAGCAUAUCUCCAGGAAAAAGAGAGACACCAUGCUUUGGGAAUAGACGCUGCAUUUGAGCCACAUUGGUUAAAGACAAGCGAAAUAGAGUCGUACGAGCAAGCCAUUCAGCGACUUGCUCCAGGUGCAUUGCGCCUGUCAGAUUUGCGAGAGGCAACAAGACAACUCGGCCAGAACGUGGAACGGCUGGAACUGCAGGUCGUCCUGUCGCAUGACCAGCUCCUCCGUGUCGUCGAUCCCGACGUCCGACGCGCGAUGAUACGUCGUAUCCUACGAUACGUGUCUCCGAAACCAUGGGGCACACUGGCUGCCAUAGGGCACGCGGAUCGUGCCAAGCUGGAGAGGAUUAAUGAGAAGCUGUGGGAAGACCCUGAUCCUAUCAAGAGCCAGUUUAGUCUCGGCAGCGAAGUGCUCUGGACACCUGCCGUCCUCAAUCGAUGUCGUAAGCUCAAGCUGCGCGCUCCAAAGAACAGCGAAGAACCUGUCUUCUGGCUGAUACAACGUGCUCCUCCGACGCCGGCGGAUGAAGCCAAGUUGACGGUCGACCUCACCGCCGUGUUGCGGGACUCCAUGGAUCAGCGCAUACCGUAUCUGUACGACAACCGCUUCCUAUUAACAUUCGACAUGGAGUGGACAGGAAAAAGUCUUUUGAUGUCGAAAGUGCUGAAGCGUGGCCGCGUGGAGAUCAGGCCAGUGCCUCAGCAGUUCUACUUACCACAGGUCGUCUGGGUCCGAAAGGGCGAGGAGGAUAGGAUUCUAGGGAGGUACAAUCGGGAUUGGGGCGGCGUGCCUUGGAUCCGAGCCCGCUGCGUACGUGUGCUGACAUUUUUGUAAUCUGGACCGCUGCUAUACCCACCACCUACACAUCUUCAAUACGCGUUAUCACACAAAUCGAAGUGUUGGGCCCGCUAUGCAUAGAGGUUAUGCCCAUUACAAGUAAUGCUCUAAGUGAGUCUCAUAGCUUGAUAAGGUACUGUAACGUAUCAAUCUGUGAACUUGAUACUAUGACUUUGCAUCUGC